Molecule: messenger RNA, 1249 nt
Organism: Hemibagrus wyckioides
Lineage: Eukaryota; Metazoa; Chordata; Actinopteri; Siluriformes; Bagridae
Exons: 5
Biological process (GO): response to bacterium
Source: RefSeq, a predicted model, not a curated record
CUAGGGCCAGCUCGAUCGGUGGAUCUUUUCCAUCCACCAUUUCUCUCAGUGAAGUCUGGAGAUUGUAUUAGCCUUAAAUGCCAAUUUGGAUACAAUCAUAGGACUGAAAGUGUGAUUUGGUACAAACAAAGCACUGGAGAGAUGCCUCGAAAAAUCGGAGAAAAAAUAGUGUAUAAAGAGGUCAAAUUUUCCAAAGAGUUCCAGAAUUCAGGCUAUAAUAUGCAGACGACUGAUAAUGCCAUUUUUCUGACAAUUCCAAAUAUUAAAAAAGAUCAUGAAGGACUUUACUACUGUGCGAAAUCAUUUUCCAUGGAGAAUGUUACACUGUCUAAUGGAACGUUCUUGGCUGUGACAGAUGACAGAGAUGUAAAAGUAUCGGUGUGGCAGCACGGCAUGUCGGACUCGGUUCCUGCAGGAGCCUCAGUGACUCUGCAGUGCUCAGUUCUCUCUGAGAGCAGAGCAGCAGAACUCCAAGUGCUCUGGUUCAGAGCUGCUCCACCACAAUCCCAUCCUCAAAUCAUUUACACUCAUCACAACAGCAGCCAUCAGUGUGAGAGCGGCUCUUCUACACACACCUGUGUGUACACCUUCACCAAGAACAUCCUCAGCCUCAACGAUACUGGAACUUACUACUGCGCUGUGGCCCUGUGUGGGAAGAUCGUAUUUGGGAACGGGACACCAGUGCAGCUGGGUUCAGUAAGAUCUGAGGAUCCUGUAGUGAUCAGCCUCGCUGUAGCUUUGGGAGUGUGUGUGGUUGUGAUCUUUGCUCAUAUUGCAAGCUGUACAUGGAGAAACUGUGAAUAUCUCACUGUAAAAUCUGAAGAAAUGAUAAUAAAGAAAGCAGCAAAUCAGAGCCGUGGCACCGUGGAGCUGAGUUUUGCUGCCUCACACAUCACUAAAAGACAAAGAAAGACAGAGCGAGCUCAAGAUAACGUGUAUACUGAUGUGAUUUACUCUUCUGUUUCCUAGAUCUUAUGUUCUCUUCAUGACCUCCUGGUUUUCCUUCUUACCUUUCAAAAACAUGGUAGUAGGUGAACUGGUGAAGAUAAAUUGUCUGUAGGUGUGUGUGAAUGUCUAAAUGUGUGUGUUCAUGGUGUCCUAUGAAGGACUGGUAAAAUAUCCAGGGUGCAUUCCCAUCAUGAUGUCUAGUAUUCCUGGGAUUGACUAUGAAUCUUCUGCAUACUGAUUACAGAUAAAACGGUAAAGGAAAGUAAGUGAUAAAUAAAUAAAAGCAAAAGCAAAUGAUGUA